AUGAGCCGCCUGGUGGCCCCGAAGCUGCUGAUCCCAUCGUUGCAUGGACAAGGUGGCCACACAGGUACUCGUAGGACACCCCAGGCUGAAUUCAUUGAUGGUGGAAGUCCUGGACCAGUCUUCACUUCCGGCUUGGCAGCUCCUCCGCAGCAUGGCCGUGAACACUUGGAACCCAGGCCUGACGUGCCUCACGCAAUGCAAUCGAUCACUCACGAGAUGCAAUCGAUUAAUCACUCGAUCAACUCGAGACGCUCCGUCUCGAGGUCUGACUCGAAGGCUUCGUCGUUGCCACAGUCACUGCCGAAGUCGCUGCCGCGAUCGCUGCCGCAAUCGCUGCCGCAGUCGCUCCCGCAGUCGCUGCCCUUGCAUUUCGCAGAUUCGCCUUCCAGAGCUUGGAGUGCCGCGGAGAGUGACGUGCAAUCACAGCAGUCAGCCAGUCAGACCGGCCCCAUCAGUCCAACCAGCGCAUUGGGUGGAGCGAUAUCGACUUUUGGGGCCCCUGCAGAAUGGUGGCAUGAUUCCAUUAUUUUGGGCAGACUCAGUGCUCUUGCGCUCCGAUACUUUGCGACCAAAGCCAUCAAGAAGCCAUGGAAGGCAUGGAUGAGAUACAUGACCGCAGUCCGUGACAAGCAAGAUGCUUGCCUGCGCAACCAACAGCAGCUUGCUUUACGCUUGUGGAGACGGCGCAUCUUGUGGCAUGGACGUCGUAUGGCACCAAAGCGUCCUUUGCUGCUUGCUUUGCAGAGGCGCCGCAGCUUGUCUGGUGCUGCCUUGAACCCAUUUCAAGAUGGUGAAAAGACUUGUGCCGCAGUGCCGAGGAUUGCGCAGAAGCAUUUGGCACCAGCUUGGACGCGACUGCGUCAGGAGCGCUUUGGUUGUGGCUGCUGA
This is a messenger RNA of Symbiodinium natans, 888 nucleotides long. The record is from the annotation of a GenBank genome assembly. NCBI's taxonomy places the organism in Eukaryota, Dinophyceae, Suessiales, Symbiodiniaceae.